Molecule: messenger RNA, 808 nt
Organism: Botrytis porri
Lineage: Eukaryota; Fungi; Ascomycota; Leotiomycetes; Helotiales; Sclerotiniaceae
Exons: 3
Coding region: 167-697 (176 amino acids)
Source: RefSeq, a predicted model, not a curated record
UCCCGACGCCUAAAUAAAGCUUUCAGGGUAGCAUCUAGCCUUGUAGCUCUGAUGAAGAUAGGUAUGAUCUUUCGACCAAAAAUAUCCAGCUCAUCCAAAAUAAUAAAGUCACUCUUUCCACCUCAUCCCCUAUCCAUCCAUCUCUACACAACAACAUAUAUUCAUCAUGGGGAUUAUUUCCGGCGCCACAAUCAUUACCUCUCUCUCCCUCCUCCACAUCACUCUCGCAUUCUUUUUCAUUACCAAUCCGGUGACGAUUGCUGAGCAGUCACUGGUUUUCAUCCUGGGUGAAUCGAUGGGUUUGCCCUACGAACGCUCCUUCGACCGCCAAUCCGCACCAAUAUCCUUUCUCGGAAUCGUAUUCCUCUUCCUCGGUAUCACAGACUUAGUAGCUAUAUCCAUGCCCGAAGAAGUAUCGCAAUACCACUGGGGAACCCAAGCACCCAUCCGCUUUUCCUUCUCCGCAGCACUAGCACUCUAUUCCUGGCUUUUCUCGUCCGCAUCCCCUAUGUUCACAUCGCGCAACUCUUAUCAUGCUGGUGGUUGGGGUGAGGGUCUGAAGAAUCGUAUUGUCUUUACAUGGGGAUUUAUCGAAAUGAUGGCUUGGUUCUGGGUUUUUGUUACUUUGAGAGAGGAGAGACAGCAGCUUGCUCUCAAGCAAGCGCAAAAGAAGGCUGCGGAGGAAGAUAUGAUGUGAUAAAUUUGUUAUCUUUGUCUGGGGGUAAAAAAUUCUUAGGAUUAUAUUUAGGUGGGUUGAACAUAAUAACAAUGAUAUGAACAUAUAUUUGAGGGAAUAUUGGAAAGGUGC